Messenger RNA from Cannabis sativa, 1697 nucleotides. RefSeq names its product probable LRR receptor-like serine/threonine-protein kinase At1g53430. Gene Ontology annotation, biological process: protein phosphorylation. The record is from RefSeq and is a predicted model, not a curated record. Gene Ontology annotation, molecular function: protein kinase activity; ATP binding. Lineage: Eukaryota; Viridiplantae; Streptophyta; Magnoliopsida; Rosales; Cannabaceae.
UGGAAGACGAAUAUUUGAUGUUUAUGUUCAGGGAAAAUUGGAGUUGAAAGAUUUCAACAUAGAAGAGGAAGCUAAUGGAGUUGAUAAGGCAGUUAUUAGAGUAGUUAAGCCAGUUGUUGUGAGUCAUAAUACACUCGAGAUUCGCCUCCAAUGGACGGGAAAAGGGACAAGGAAUAUUCCAAAGCGAGGAAUAUAUGGUUCUCUAAUUUCAGCAAUCUCAAUAGAUUCUGAUUUCAAGCCUCCACACAAAAACAAAGCAAAAAAUAUCAUUAUCGGAGUAGUUUCAGCUCUUUGUCUUCUUUUCAUAGCUUUGGGCCUUCUUUGUUGGAAAUGCUAUACUGGAAGAAAGGAAUCAAGGGAUGAAGUUCUAAAAGGAUUAGACUUGAAAACUGGUUUCUUUACCUUUAAACAAAUCAAAGCUGCCACUGACAACUUCAAUGCUGCAAAUAAAAUUGGAGAAGGCGGAUUCGGAUCAGUCUACAAGGGUGUGUUAUUAGAUGGCACUAUUAUUGCAGUUAAGCAACUUUCAUCCAAAUCGAACCAAGGGAAUCGAGAAUUUAUAAAUGAAGUAGGCAUGAUUUCUGCUUUACAACACCCAAAUCUUGUCAAAUUGCAUGGAUGUUGUAUUGAAGGAAAACAACUCUUGUUGGUUUAUGAAUACAUGGAAAAUAAUAGCCUUGCACACUCUUUAUUUGAGUCUGAAGAAGGUGAAGUGAAACUAGACUGGAAUACAAGGCAAAGAAUAUGUAUAGGCAUUGCAAGAGGUUUAGCUUUUCUCCAUGAAGACUCAGCAAUAAAAAUUGUACACAGAGACAUCAAAGCCACAAAUAUACUUUUAGAUAACCUUACCCCGAAAAUAUCAGAUUUCGGUCUGGCUAAACUGAAUGAAGAGGAAAACACCCACAUCAGCACCAGAGUUGCUGGAACUAUAGGAUAUAUGGCACCAGAGUAUGCAUUAUGGGGUUACUUAACUGAUAAAGCAGAUGUAUACAGUUUUGGAGUUGUGGCAAUGGAAAUUGUUGCUGGAAAAAACAACAUGAAAUAUCGCCCAAACGAGAACUUUGUGUGCCUUCUAGAUUGGGCCCUUUUCUUACAACAAAAGGGAGAUAUAAUGGAGCUUGUGGAUCCAAAUUUGGGAUCACAAUUCAAUAAAGAAGAGGCGAAAAGAAUGAUUGAAGUAGCUCUGUUGUGCACGAAUCCAUCACCUUCUCUUCGCCCCACCAUGUCAACGGUUGUGAGCAUACUUGAAGGUCGAACUACCAUUCCUAAACUAGACAUGGCGUUGAGUAUUGAUGAUCCAUUCAUGUUCACCGGUUUGCGAAACAAGCUUGAUCAAAUUUCACAACAAAACUCCAAAACAUCUCAUAGCAUGGCUACUCAAUCAUCCAAUUCAUCAUCAUGGAUUGAUUCUGCUUCUGCAUCAUCUUUUAGUAAGAGUAGUUUAAAUUAGUUUAAGUUAAAAGUGUAAGGUAAAAUUAUCAACAAACAAGACAAGAAAGCUACUUUGAUCUUUAUAAGAAGCAAUAGAGUCUACGAUGUUCAAUUUUAGAUAGGGACACAAUUAUUGGGCCAACAAAAUGCCUUAUUCUAGUAUAUCUUUUAUACUUAUUUUUGUUUGGUUAUUGAUAUGAGUCUUGGAAAAGAUAAUAUCAUUGGACAUAAAAUUUGGAUAAUGCUUAUCUUAAUCUUAUUAAUUA